AUGUCUAUCUAUCUAUCAUUCUGCUCAUGUCUAUCUAUCUCUCAUUCUGCUCAUGUCUAUCUAUCUAUCAUUCUGUUCAUAACUAUCUAUCAUUCUGCUCAUGUCUAUCUAUCUAUCAUUCUGCUCAUGUCUAUCUAUCUCUCAUUCUGCUCAUGUCUAUCUAUCUAUCAUUCUGUUCAUAACUAUCUAUCUAUCAUUCUGCUCAUGUCUAUCUAUCUAUCUAUCAUUCUGUUCAUAACUAUCUAUCUAUCAUUCUGCUCAUGUCUAUCUAUCUAUCAUUCUGUUCAUAACUAUCUAUCUAUCAUUCUGCUCAUGUCUAUCUAUCUAUCUAUCUAUCAUUCUGUUCAUAACUAUCUAUCUAUCAUUCUGCUCAUGUCUAUCUAUCUAUCUAUCUAUCAUUCUGUUCAUAACUAUCUAUCUAUCAUUCUGCUCAUGUCUAUCUAUCUAUCUAUCAUUCUGUUCAUAACUAUCUAUCUAUCAUUCUGCUCAUGUCUAUCUAUCUCUCAUUCUGCUCAUGUCUAUCUAUCUAUCAUUCUGUUCAUAACUAUCUAUCUAUCAUUCUGCUCAUGUCUAUCUAUCUAUCUAUCUAUCAUUCUGUUCAUAACUAUCUAUCUUUCUGCUCAUGUCUAUCUAUCUAUCUAUCUAUCUAAGUAUCUAUCUAUCUAUCUAUCUAUCUAUCUAUCAUUCUGUUCAUAA
This is a messenger RNA of Acanthosepion pharaonis, 696 nucleotides long. NCBI's taxonomy places the organism in Eukaryota, Metazoa, Mollusca, Cephalopoda, Sepiida, Sepiidae. The record is from the annotation of a GenBank genome assembly.